Molecule: messenger RNA, 1020 nt
Organism: Scutellospora calospora
Lineage: Eukaryota; Fungi; Glomeromycota; Glomeromycetes; Diversisporales; Gigasporaceae
Source: the annotation of a GenBank genome assembly
AUGCCAUCUGUAAUAAUUGACAAGAAAAUUACUUAUAGCAGGUUCGGCGGUCUUUAUCGUAAACUUAAUAAUGCUAGUGCUAUAAAGAGAGCUAGAUCAUCAUGUUCACAUCAAAACUAUACAACAACCGAUAUUAAAAAUUUUUGUCAUGAAUAUUAUAAAGAUUAUGAUAAUUUUUCAAUGAUUUAUUGGGAUGAUUUAUUGGAUUUUACAUUUAUAAGAAAUCAUAUUAGAGUUAUUAAUCGUGGUCAUGAUUUUAAUCUUGAAACUUUAAAAAAUCUAUUUGGAAAAAAUAUUUAUUAUUUUAAAGAAACAAAACGUUAUGGAUUUCAAUAUUUUGAUAUGAUUAAUACUACUAGAUCAUUAGGUAAUAAAUUUGAUGAUAAAUUUUUUAUUUCUGAAUUUCAAUCUAGAAAUGAAAAAUUAUUACAUUUUGGAUCAUUACAUGGGUCUUCAAGGAUAAUCUUAGAUGACAACAAAAAUAAAGAUUUUUUGAAUAAAGUAAAGAAGAAUUUAAAAUUUAAUCAUCCAAAAUUGAUACUUUGUAUUAAAAGAAUUAUCAAAGAAUUAGGAGGUUUAAAAAAUUAUAUUGGUGUUCAUAUAAGAACCGGUGAGACAACCAUUGAUGAUAAAAUGUUUAGAGAUAUAUUUAAUAAUACAACUGAUACAAUAUUUGAACAAGUAAAUUAUUACUUUUUAAAUGGAAAAUUUGAUAAUAUGAAAUGUUUAGAAUCAAAACGUCCCGUAAUUUAUUUAGCAACAGAUGCAAAAAAUCCUAGACAAACUUUUAGAAAUUUCUAUUCAACAUUUGAACCUUGUAUUUUUUCGAUGUCGAAUUUUGAGCAUCAUUUGAAUAUUAUAAAUAAUUUAACGACGACUUAUGAUAAUUAUAAUUUAAAAAAUUUUUUUAUACCUUUGGUGGAUUUAUUGGUUAUUUCCGGUGGUGGAUACUUUGUUGGAACUAAUCUGAGUACUUUCUCGAAAGUGGCUAAAGAAAUUCAUACCUUUCAGAUAACAUAA